GGAAUUGCGAUAGUGGAAUUUGGAGUUUGGACAUCUAAAAACUAGAUUUGUUAUCUCUGUUUUACAGAGAUAACAUGUCUAGUUUUACAGAGAUAACAAAUCUAGUUUUAUCUGACACAUAAACUAUUGAAAUAUAGUUUAUGAACAUAGUUUAUGAAGCUUCGUCUUCAUGAACGAAUUGACUGCAAAAUUUGUGUGAAGAAAUCAACUGAUAUCGUGGGAUUUACACUAAUAUUUCCAGUACAGAAACGAUUUAUUUUUUAAUACCGUCAGUGGAAGAAAAUGUUGUUGAAUUACUUGUUAACCGUUGUAUAUGAUGGCAUUAAAUAUGUCAUUUAUAACAACCCGUACGUGCGGAUUAUUCGCUUGGGUUUUCACCCUAUGACAAUAUCUGUUCUCACAAUUUCUACUGGAUUUGUUGUCAUCUACAUGCCAUUUCGAGCCUUAAGUAACAGAAGACAAAAAAUGUUAUUGAGAAAAAAGAUCAAGGAAAAAUUGAAUCGAGUUUGUAAAAACAAGGAGAAAUUAGAACAAGAUCUUGUUUCAUCCAAGCAAAAUCAUCUCUGUUUACAACUAGAUGUCUCUGAACUUCUACAAAAACUUCAAAAUGGAAGUUUCACUUGCUUGGAAGUUCUCAGGUCUUACCAAGCCAAGGCAUUGGAAAUUACCAGCGAGUACAACUGUGUCACAGAGUUCAUCUUAGAAGCUGAGGAGUGGGCCAAAGAGCUAGACGCCGAAGCUGCACAUAGCGGAAAGAAAGGUCCACUUCAUGGGUUACCAUUCAGCGUGAAAGACAACGUUGGAUUGAUCGGCUAUGACAGUACAGUUGGCAUUUCCCAGUUUAUCAAUCAGCCUGCCAUCGAAGACGCUGCAAUGGUCAUUGCGUUAAAAAAGCUCGGAGCUAUUCCGUUUUGCAAAACGAAUGUUCCACAAACCAACAUGAGCUUUGGAUGCAGCAAUCCCAUUUGGGGACUGACCAAGAAUCCGUGGGACAAAGAGCGCACACCAGGUGGUUCAACAGGAGGUGAAGCAUGUCUCAUUGCUGCAGGGGGAUCCCCAUUAGGAAUCGGGACCGACAUUGGGGGGAGUGUCCGGCUACCAGCCGCCUUUUGUGGAAUAUAUUCAAUUAAACCGACCACUUUUAGAUUCAGUUCAAAAGGAGUUAAAAAAGUCACCAUAGGAAAUGUCGGAAUUACACCUGUUCCGGGGAUUUUGGCACGUGAUUCCCAUACUGUGGCAACAGUUACAAAACUUCUUCUCGAAAACAAUCACCUUCAAAUGUGUGGUGAUCCUGACCUCUUGCCCAUUCCGUGGAACGAACAAGCGUUCAUAGGAAAUAAGAAGCUUCGAAUCGGCUACUAUGAAGAUGAUGGAUUUUUUCCUACUACUCCUGGAAUUCGUCGAGCCAUUCAGAUCGCGAAAACUGCGCUAGAGGCAUCAGGACACGAUCUUGUACCGUUCGUUCCUCCGCGAGUCGACUAUGUUCUAAACUCUUUCAUUAGCAUUUUGACAGCUGAUCAAAGUAGAUAUUUACUGCAGGCACUGUCUAACGAUGACAUUGAUCCAGUUUUAAAACCGACAUUGUUUCUUUUGAGUAUACCGAAUGUCAUGAAGCGUCUCCUGCAGCCGUUGCUGUCAUUGUUUUCUACCCGAUUGAUUCCUACCUACUUAGGUCUUGGAGGAAACAGAAUCCGAGAAAGCCAUCAACUUUGGAAAGAAAUUACCAAGAAGAAUUUGUACAAAGAAGAAUUUUUGUCGUAUUGGCGAACGCUAGAACUAGAUUUGUGCAUCGGACCGUGCUUUGCCUGCCCGGCUCCUCGUUCGAAGGAUGUUGCCAAGCUUUCCCCUGCCCUCUCGUACACAAGCCUGUACAAUUUUCUUGAUUUCCCUGUGGGAAUCGUACCGAUCGACAGAGAAACAAUGGAAGAUCAAUCAAAGUUAAAUGUCGAGUACAAUUACUUUGACUUGGUUUGCAACCUUGUUAAAGCGACCACUAAAGGGGCAACUGGAAUGCCACUAGCAAUCCAAGUUGUCGGCUUACCCUACCAAGAAGAGAUGGUUCUUCGGGGAAUGAAAGUUCUUGAUACCACAAUUCACCAACAGUCAAGACCUUAGUAGUGCAACUUUUUUGAAACUGCAGAUGAAGUUUCAUGAAAUUUUGCGAGAAAGCAAUUUAAGUAGUCUUAUACUUUAAAAUGCAAUGAUCUAGAUUUAUAGCUUGGAUUUCAAGUAUAUUAUGUGCAGGAAUGCUGUUGAUAACUGAUUUUAAAAGGUACAUUUUCCACAAAGCUUUAUUAGCCGUUUUGUUACCCCUUCAUCUUUAGAAAAUACGUUAACGCCAAUCAUAAAUUUAUUUCUAGAUGAAACUGAAACUUAAAAAACUAAUAAUUAAAAUGGCGUAUUUUUUUUCUCGUAAAAGUAGUCUACGAAAUGUUUUGAUCUUGCAACGCUGUUAAUUUGCAUCAGAAGUAAGAACUACAGUAUUAAUGCGGGAUUAUGAAAUGAAAAGUAUCUUUAAUGCAAAGUCGCAUGUGCUUUAGUUUAGUAUGUAUCGUUCCCCAUCUGCUGUUAGGAUUACGGGUAAGCUUAAAUUGUAACGUUCUUGCGUACGGUGUUGAUAUAGUGUUAGCAAAAGGCGCUUGAAUCGAAUAAGGUGAAAUUUUGUAAUUCAUUCCUAUUCCUGGUAACUGAUAGUGGUUGUAUUCUAAUUGUGUAGGUUAAUUUCAACUGCUAGACAUACUUUGACAAAUUGGGAAUGUGAUUGACCUAUAUUGCCUAUGCAUUGUUCUAAGUAUGACAAAUGGAACCAUUGUGAGACCAAACGGCACAAAGAUUCAAUUACAUGUGGCUUAUCAGUAGGCUAUUCCUGUAAAUCUUGAAACUUGUAAAUCCAUGGUAAUAAAAGUAUUAUGACAAACUGAAA
This is a messenger RNA of Daphnia magna, 2923 nucleotides long. RefSeq names its product vitamin D3 hydroxylase-associated protein. Gene Ontology annotation, molecular function: amidase activity; fatty acid amide hydrolase activity. The record is from RefSeq and is a predicted model, not a curated record. Bases 283 to 2115 code for a protein of 610 amino acids. Gene Ontology annotation, biological process: fatty acid catabolic process. Lineage: Eukaryota; Metazoa; Arthropoda; Branchiopoda; Diplostraca; Daphniidae. The transcript is spliced from 14 exons.